Trypanosoma conorhini is the source of this 372-nucleotide messenger RNA. RefSeq lists its product as uncharacterized. The transcript has a single exon. The coding region runs from base 1 to 372 and encodes 123 amino acids. NCBI's taxonomy places the organism in Eukaryota, Euglenozoa, Kinetoplastea, Trypanosomatida, Trypanosomatidae. The record is from RefSeq and is a predicted model, not a curated record.
AUGGAAAGAGGGAAAGUGUGUGUGUGUGUGUGUGUGUGUGCAAUUCACAAUAAACAGCGAACGGCAAGCGGCACGGAAAGGGCAGCAAUGGAGCAGGCUGAGCCCUCCCACUAUAAUUUCAUGCCACUGCCGUUGGCAGCACUACAUUGGCGACUAGAGGACAAGCGAUCGGCCGUCGUGGACGGGUGUCCGCACCUUCUCUGGGUGCUUCAGCUGGUCAUAGCACGUCACUGUCAGAAUAAUUCCCAACGCCAACACGUACGCGUGGUACCGCUUGAGUGUCUCAAGCACAAUAUGACCCGUGCGCAGGUACUUUUCAUUGGGAUUGCGGCUUUUGAUGUACUUGCUCAUGCGGUGAAACGCCUCCUGUGA